Molecule: messenger RNA, 5421 nt
Organism: Heterotrigona itama
Lineage: Eukaryota; Metazoa; Arthropoda; Insecta; Hymenoptera; Apidae
Source: the annotation of a GenBank genome assembly
AUGCUUAACAGAUGCGGUAUAUUCUUAUAAAUUCAAAACAAUAAAGUUGAAUAGAUAAUUGGAAAAAAUGAUGUAAACUGUAAAUUUGAAGCACAUCUGGGAAUAAGUAAUCAAAUAUGUUAAAUAUUAUAGUUCCAAAUAUAUUUAAAAUGAAAAUUUCAGUUUUUUUGUUAAUUUAAAUAUAUUCCAUUUUAUUAAAUUCCUUUUUCAGUACAAAUUAUUUGAUAUAUAAUACAGUAUGUGGAAUUUUAAAUUGUUGAUUGGAAUAUUAUAUUAAAUAUUAUCAAUUGCUGAUUUGAAUAUACUAGGAUUAUUAUAACAGUUUUAUAAACCAAAAAUCUGUUAAAUAUAAUUUCGAAUAGAAUGUACGACUAUACAAAAUAUAUUCAUAUAUAUUUAUAAAAAUAUACUAUAUAUAUAUUCAAAAUUGAUUUCCAUUAAUCAUUAAACAUAAAAUAAAACAAAAUUGUUUUUCUUGUAUAUUUCAAACAUUUAGCAUUGAUAAAAUGAUAAACUUUUAACUUUUGGGUUUUUCCAUUGUUGUAUUCAUAUUGUGCAAACAAGUUAUUAUCUCAUUGCGAAGAAAUACAUAAUUGCUGACGGGAAAACCAGCUUGACAAUUCCAAGUAUUGAUAAUUGCAAAAUUAUAUAAUGAAAUGAGACAUACAAUUAUGUAAUAGUUUAUCUUGUACUAUAAAAUUACUUCUUACUUCUUACAUAUCUAAUGUAAACAUUGCAAAUGUUUUGACAUUAAUGUACUAUUGUACGUUUAGUAUGAGGAGUAAAAAUUUAUUUAUUUAAUAAUCAUAUUAUUUUGUAUCUUAAUUUGCGUUUCCUUUAAUUUUACAGAGAUUUCAAAAAUGGAUUGGCAAUGGUUUCAUAUUGUUUUUCUAUCUUGUAUAAUACUAAAUGUUACUGCAGAAUCGUAUGUAUUUGUACACACAUACACACACACAUUACUUUAUUAAACAUUAAAUUAAAAUAAUAAAUAUGACGAAUAUAUCUUAAAUAUUGCAUUAAAUACUUUAAUAAUCGAAUAUUUUAAUAUAUUUUUCAAGAUACUACAGCGUAAUAGCUCCAAAAGUAAUACGACCAGAUUCGGAAUAUCACGUAGCUGUAAGUGUAAAUGGUAUAUCAACACCAUCGACGGUAUAUAUUGAACUAAAAGGAUCGUUCGACAGUAAUUCGAGGAUAAAAGAAUUAUUCAAUGUAUCUCAAGUUAUACAAGUACAGCCGUACAGUACAAGAAUUCUACGAUUUGAAAUUGGCGAUAUUAUUCCUGGUGCAUAUGAAUUAAUUGCACGUGGUUUGUCAGGAAUAGAAUUUUCACAGUCAAAGUCGAUCAGGUUUAUUCCUAAAAGUUAUUCAGUCUUCAUUCAGACUGACAGAGCGAUUUACAAACCAGGAAAUAAAGUUAUGUUUCGAUGUAUUUUGUUGAAUUCCAGACUUAGGCCUACACUUGAAAGAUUAGUAAAUGUCUAUGUCACGGAUGGAAAAGGAAAUAGAAUUAAACAAUGGGAUCGUCCACCCGUGACUCACGGGAUUUUUAGCGGGGAAAUCGAACUGUCGGAAUAUCCAGUUUUAGGUACUUGGAAAAUUACAGUAAAUGUUGGCGAUCAGACGUUCGAAAAAAACUUUGAAGUUGCCGAAUAUGUGUUACCUAAUUUUGAAGUGACAAUUGAUACUCCCAAACAUUCUACAUUUAAAGAAUCAAAAAUCACUGCAACGAUCUAUGCCAAGUAUACUUAUGGCAAGGCGGUGAAAGGAGAAGCAACUGUUACAGCUUAUCCUGAUAUAUUUUCCGGUGUUAUACAACCAAUAUACCAACAGCCUAUAAGAAAAGUGAUUCCUAUUGAUGGGAAAGUGAUUGUUGAUUUUGACAUUCACGACGAACUGAAGCUCACCGAUGAAUACGAAAGACCAGUCAUGCUUGAUGUUACGGUAGAGGAAUCUUUAACUGGUAGAAGACAGAAUACUUCUGCACAUGUAACGUUACAUAAACAUAAAUACACAAUGGAUUUGAUAAAAACGUCGGAAUACUACAAACCAGGAUUAAAAUAUACAGCAUACAUAAAAUUAACAUACCAUGAUGGAACACCGGUGAGAGACAAUAAAAAUUUUGUUACAGUAAAAUAUGGAUAUACUUACGUUAUUGAUAAUCAAUCUACAUAUAGAAAUAUUACUGACAUGUUAGACGAAAAUGGAAUGGUAGAAUUGAACUUUUAUCCACCAAAAACUAACGACAAUAUGUCAUAUCCUUUAAACAUUCAGGCUCAAUAUUUAAAUCUUUAUGAAUGGUUUCCAUCGAUAAACCAAGCAAUGUCACAGAAUAACGAAUACAUCCAAGCUAUUUUGAAAACUGAAAAGCCUACGGUUAAUCGAGAUGUAGAAGUUGAAGUAAAUUCUACAACGCCAUUGAAAUAUAUCAAUUAUGAGAUAUUCGGACGCGGCGAUAUACUGGAUGCAGGUUCUAUAUUUGUUCAAAAUAAACAUGCGACAAGCUUUAAGUUUUUAGCAACAUACGUUAUGGCACCUACCGCACAUAUAAUUAUAUAUUAUAUAGGAGACGAUGGAGAAGUUAUUGCAGACGCCUUAGAUGUAGAACUAGAAGGAGUGCUUCAAAAUUUUGUUGAUAUUAAAAUGACAUCUGAAGAAGUUGCACCGGGAGAUAAUGUCAAUUUAGUUAUUACCUCAAAACCAAAUUCAUACGUUGGAUUAUUAGGUAUAGAUCAAAGAUCUAUACUUUUGAAAUCCGGCAAUGAUAUCUCAUACGAACAAGUAUAUAAAGAGCUAAAAUCGUACGAUAAUACUCGUGAAUCACCUUAUGCAGAUUCAGUUUUUGAUCGAUACCUAUGGUAUCCUGGUUCGGCUACAGCAAAAGAUGUUUUUACAAAUUGGAUUACAGAACAACCGGGAAUACUGGAAGGUAGAAUAACAGGCUCAUCUCAUGGGGCAUCCACACUUCGACCAGACCUUGGUCCACCUGUUACGCACAAACUAGCAACAAGACCACCACUGGCAGGUCCUUAUGCCUUCUCUCGCAUCCCACCUCCUGUUUGGAAUAAGCCCCGUGUAUUCCUAAUGCAUGACAUCUUAAACACUUGGCUUUUUACAAACUUCUCUGCAGGAUACGAGGGAAAAAAUGAGCUGAAGAGAAACGUGCCUGAUUCAAUUACAUCAUGGGUGCUCACUGCAUUUUCUGUAAAUGACGUACAUGGAUUAGGUCUUAUAGAAGAGCCGCGAAAGGUGAUACGAAAUGCUUACCUAAAAGUUUUUAGACCAUUUUUUAUUUCCAUGGAUCUUCCUUACUCUGUAAUUCGAGGAGAGAUCGUUGCAAUCCAGAUUGUGGUAUUUAAUUAUAUGAACAAAAAUGUUGUGGCUGAAGUUUUGUUAACAAACGAGGGUCAGUUUGAUUUCGCAGAAAUGUCCAACGAAGUCCAGGAUGUACCAAAAUUAGAAUUGUAUCGUAAGAAGAAAGUGGAAGUGAAAGCUAAUUCUGGAAGUAGUAUCUCCUUCAUGAUUGUUCCACGAGAAUUGGGAUAUGUAACGAUUAAGGCAACCGCAAAUAGCGUACUAGCUGGAGAUAGUGUGGAACGUAAACUACUUGUUAAAGCUGAAGGAGAAACGCAAUAUAUGAACAAAGCUACUUUUAUAGAUCUCAGAAGCACAACAAACACAUCGAUGAACGUUGCAAUUGAUAUACCAAAAAAUGCGGUACCAGGUUCAGAACACAUUGAAAUAUCUGCAGUAGGAGAUAUAUUGGGUCCAAGUAUUUUGAAUGUGGCAAAUUUAAUUAAAAUGCCAUCAGGUUGCGGCGAACAAAAUAUGUUGAAAUUUGUUCCAAAUAUAAUGAUAUUAAAUUAUCUUAAAAACACAAAUCAAUUGACACAAGCGGUAGAAAGCAAGGCUCUUCGAUAUACAGAAAUAGGCUAUCAAAGAGAAUUAACUUACAGGCAUAAUGAUGGAUCAUUUAGUGCAUUUGGCAUGUCAGAUAGCAAUGGAAGUACAUGGCUUACCGCUUUCGUGGCAAAAGCUUUCAAACAAGCUGCUGCAUAUAUCCCAAUCGAAGACAGAAUGAUAGAUGAAGCUUUGCAAUGGUUAUCAAAUAAUCAAGCUCCUAAUGGAAGUUUUCCCGAAGUAGGAAGAGUUAGUCAUCGAGACAUGCAAGGUGGUGCUGCGAAAGGUCUUGCGUUGACAGCGUUCACUCUUAUUGCUUUUCUCGAAAAUGCAGAUUCUAAUGGAAAAUAUAGAAACACCAUAAAUAAAGGAAUUGAUUACAUCGUCCGUAAUAUGAACGAUCUAGACGAUGUUUAUGCUUUGAGUAUAUGCGUAUAUGUUUUAAAUUUGGCAAAACAUCCAUACGAGAUUGCGGCAUUUAAUCUGUUAGAAUCUAAAGCCACGACCAAGAAAGAUACUAAAUGGUGGAGCAAACCUGUACCAGAAAACGAUAAAAAUCCGUGGUAUCAUUCUCUACCACGAUCUGUCGACGUUGAAAUGACAUCCUAUGCUUUGUUAACUUAUCUAAGGCGUAAUUUAGUCGCUGAUUCGAUACCUAUAAUGAAAUGGCUUGUAAAACAAAGAAAUGCUGAAGGUGGUUUCGCAUCCACACAGGAUACCGUAAUUGGGAUACAAGCUUUGGCGAAUUUGGGUGAAAAGUUAAUAACAAAAACCAAUGCCAUUUCUAUAACAUUCAUGUACGAAGGAGGUGAACAAAGUGAAAUAAAUAUAAAUACUGAUAAUUCCAUGAUACUUCAAAAACAAGUGCUUCCGAAGAAAACACGCUUAAUUAAUAUAACAGCUACUGGAAAUGGAUUUGCUCUAGUUCAAGUUACGUACAAGUACAAUCUAAAUGUAACUGGAGCGUGGCCGCUGUUCACUUUGGAUCCUCAAGUAGAUAAAAAUUCCAAUGCUAAUCAUUUGCAACUUUCGAUCUGUUCCGGAUUUGUUCCAACCAAGGAAGCGAAUGUAAGCAAUAUGGUUGUGAUGGAAGUUACUUUGCCUUCUGGUUUUACUGUAGAUAAGGAAUCAUUACCUAGUCUCGAAGUAUCACAGAACGUGAAACGAGUGGAAACUAAGAACGGAGACACGGUCGUGAUGCUAUAUUUUGACGAGAUGAAUAGACAAGAAUACUGUCCUACGGUAUCCGCAUUCAGAACGCAUAAAGUGGCGAAACAAAAACCAGUACCAGUUACUAUAUACGAUUAUUACGAUUCGUGUAAAGCAAGAGUAUUUUAUGAACCACGAAAAUCUACACUUUGUGAUAUAUGCGAGAACGAAGAUUGUGAAAAUUUAUGUGUAUCACAACCUGAUAAACAAAAGGAUUUCUCCCAAUCUGCUGCUUCGUGUUUGUCAAAUUGUAUAUAUCUUCGCUCGCUUUUCAUUUUGUUUUAUACUACAUAUACGCUUUGGAUAUUUGCUUAG